Molecule: messenger RNA, 1188 nt
Organism: Mesorhabditis spiculigera
Lineage: Eukaryota; Metazoa; Nematoda; Chromadorea; Rhabditida; Rhabditidae
Source: the annotation of a GenBank genome assembly
AUGUGUCUCGGAUUGAUGGCGUGCGUGGCGGCGCUGUUCCCAAUCCUGUGGUUGGCCACAUUCACUGUGGCCGAGGAAACGGUCCUCCUCCCAAAACAAUCCAUCAAAAAACACCCGGAUACCGUACUCGUGCUCUAUGGAAUGAGACACGGCAACCGGAACCCGGAGAACUUUGUAAAUCCCGUGGAGAAGUCGUGGGGAUUGGAAGGGCCGAUGGAGCUGACCAGGUUCGGUAAGCUUCAAGCCCUCGGCCUUGGCACGGCUCUGCGGCAAUUCGUCGGCAAGGGGUUCCUCGAUGAAAACUAUCUACCAAAAGAAGCCCAAUUCUUCAGUUCAUCGGCCGCUAGAUGCCAAAUGACACUCCAGGCCUCAACCGCCGGUCUGUACACUCCAGUUGGCUGGGGAGAUUGGAGCAAGAAAUUCGACAAUUGGUCCCCAGUCCCUUACUCUAUUGAUGAUCCGAUGUUGAGAAUGUAUGCCGUCUCCGACUGCCCCAACAGUGAUAAGGCCUGGGCCCCGAUUUCCGACGAUACGUGGGGACCGCUGGCCGAAAUGAAGCAGAAAGGAAAAGUGCUGCUCGAUUAUAUGGCCAAAAAUACGGGUUGGGAUGCAGCCGUUUCGAAAGCGGCUGAUUUGGCGGACAACAUCAUCGAGAUCAAGCUGUACAACGCGACGCUUCCCGAUUGGCUAGAACAUCCCACUCUUCCCGGAUAUGAUAAGGAUUCACUUGUCAAGGCUUAUAUGGAGUUUGCGGAAGCCCACCAAAACGCUUGCGCCGAAAACGAAGACUGCCGUAGAAUGAUGGGUGGAUAUUGGCUGAAGAAUGUUCUAGAUGCCAUCAAAAAGGCCAAGGAUGGGAAAGGACCAAAGAUUAUCGGAUACGCUUCGCACACCGAGGUGACGUUGGCCCUGAUGAAGCUGAUGGGGUACAAGCGAAAUGAAAUCACCACCACAGCUGGAUUUGCCAUUGAAUUCAGGAACAAACCGAACCCGGGAGUCCGACUCCUUGAUCAUGACCCGAAUCCCGUUGAGACACACGUCAUCUACAAGGCCGCUUUGAUCCCGGAAUUGGAGAAGCUGAUGGACAAUGAAGCUUUUAUUGACCUCGACAAAUUUGAGGCCGCCAUUCAGAGUGGAGUCAUCUCGAAAUGGGAGGAAGCGUGCGGCCGCCACUCCUGCGCCAAGCCA